Molecule: messenger RNA, 884 nt
Organism: Peromyscus leucopus (white-footed mouse)
Lineage: Eukaryota; Metazoa; Chordata; Mammalia; Rodentia; Cricetidae
Product: oncomodulin
Exons: 4
Coding region: 202-591 (129 amino acids)
Cellular component (GO): cytoplasm; nucleus
Molecular function (GO): calcium ion binding
Source: RefSeq, a predicted model, not a curated record
CUUGGCCUUUUUUUUUUUUUUUAAAUUUCAAUUUUGGAAUGAAUUCAGGAGAAAUCACGGAGUCAAGAGUAUUGGGAGUAUUUUCUGUAUCUGGGUUCAUCUGGGUAUUCUGUCCUAUCACUCAACAGGUGCUUCUCACAUUUUAAAAUUCUAGAAACACACAGGGUUGGGCGAGUGGCUGAGACUGUGUGUUCUUCCCACAUGUCCAUUUUCUCCAUCGCUGUUGCUCACAUCUCCUUUAUUCUGUGUGACCAGGUGACAAUGAGCAUCACGGAUGUGCUUAGUGCUGACGACAUCGCGGCAGCCCUGCAGGAAUGCCAAGACCCAGACACUUUUGAACCACAAAAGUUCUUCCAGACAUCAGGCCUCUCCAAGAUGUCCGCCAGCCAAGUGAAGGAUGUCUUCCGGUUCAUUGACAACGAUCAGAGUGGAUACUUGGACGAAGAGGAGCUCAAGUUUUUCCUCCAGAAGUUCCAGAGUGAUGCUAGAGAGCUGACUGAGUCAGAGACCAAGUCCCUGAUGGCUGCAGCGGACAAUGAUGGAGAUGGGAAGAUUGGGGCCGAUGAAUUCCAGGAAAUGGUGCAUUCUUAAAGCCCACGUCUGUGGAAGAGAGAGCGGAAGGGGCGCUUUGCCAGAAGGUCUCCAAAGCCCUGGGAUCAGGAAGCUCCCCAACCUAUCCCGAACUAAUUUCCUGAGUCCUCCUGAAGCACUUCUGCAAUGUGCUCCUUGUUUGAGGAAAUGCAACGGUCUGUGGCUCUUCAUUCUUUGGUGGUGGUGGGUAUAGGUCCUGAUGACUUCUGUAAGUCCUCCCCUGGCAGGCAAUGCCUUUAAAAAAAUCACCCAAUAAAAUCCUUUCUCAUCAUUGGCUGAUGUAUGGGGGUAUU